Molecule: messenger RNA, 1722 nt
Organism: Cladophialophora carrionii CBS 160.54
Lineage: Eukaryota; Fungi; Ascomycota; Eurotiomycetes; Chaetothyriales; Herpotrichiellaceae
Exons: 1
Coding region: 1-1722 (573 amino acids)
Biological process (GO): transmembrane transport; basic amino acid transport
Cellular component (GO): fungal-type vacuole membrane
Molecular function (GO): basic amino acid transmembrane transporter activity
Source: RefSeq, a predicted model, not a curated record
AUGACACCCAACGGGGCACGCUCGGAGAGGACGCCUCUGCUGUCCUCGUCGCCCAACACCUUUGCGGUCCUGAACAGGCACACAACGGAGCCACGAGAUGUGUCACCACUUUCGCGGACAGAUAAAGGGCCAGACGACAAGCUCUCGACUACCCGUGGAGCGCUGAUCUGUCUCUCCGUCUGGGUUCUCAUCUUUAUUCUCACAAACAAUGUCUCGCUUAUCACGACCAUUCAGUCACCGAUUGCUUCAGAUCUCGAGGUCUCAAAUGCAGUGAGCUGGUUUACAUCAGCCUACCUCAUCGCCAUUACGAGCAUCACCCCCGUGGCAGGUCGCCUGUGUGCCAUCUUCACACCGCGGAUCUAUUUGCUCGUCUCAAUCAUCGUUCAGACAUGCGGUCUUUUCGUGACUUCCCAAGCGAAGUCACUGCCAUGGUUCCUAGCCGGUCGAGUUAUCACGGGCAUUGGAAGCGCGUCUGUCACGCCUGUGGCAUUCCUGCUUGUCACAGAAUUGACGAGCCAGCGGAGGAGAGGCUUGUUCUUCGGGUGUAUCAAUACGGGGUACACUGCGGGCGUGGCAUGUGGCGCUAUCAUUGCUGGGGCGUUGGAGCCGUUGGUCGGCUGGCGCGCGAUAUUCUGGCUGCAGAUCCCCUUCGCCUUGGUCGCCGUCACCGUGGCCUUCUUCAGCAUUCCCAAACCGAAGCAAGCCUCUGCCUCGACAGCGCCCGAAGCGUUGGCGAAGAAGCUGUCUCAAAUCGACUACUUUGGCGUCUUUAGCAUUGUUGCCGCAGUUGUCCUAUUGCUUUACAGCCUCUCGUCUCCACGAAUCCAGAUGACGCCAAUCCUUCUGUCGGUGGCUUCAUUCAUCCUCUUCAUCUUCGUCGAGUCAAGCUGGGCAACGCACCCCAUCGUACCCGUCUCAGUGCUGAGGUCCAGGGGCAAUAUCCUCACUGGCCUAGCUACCGUCGGAGUCAUGACCGCCCGAUGGGGUGUUCUUUUCUACACGCCUACCUAUGUCCUCACGUUAAGAGGCUGGCCUCAGAGUCACGCCGGGCUGACGCUCAUUCCGACCAAUUUGGGCUUUGGCAUGGGUGGCCUCUUGGCGGGCUGGUUGCAUAUUCGACGAGCCGGGUCAUUCUACGUCUCGUGCAUCGCCACCUUCGGGCUUUUUGCACUUUCCAUGUUCGCGGUCUCUUGGAUAUCUACGCCGUCUUCGAACAUCUAUCUCUAUCUGACUGUCCUGUUUGUGAACGGCUUUAUUGUCGGGUCGCUGCUGAACUACUCUCUGGCGCAUGUGUUGCACCUGAACACACCUUCGACGCAUAUUAUUGUCAUACCCUUGAAUGCCAUGUUUCGCAGCUUAUCUGGGUCGUUUGGCUCCAGUGUCUCUGGCGGCCUAUUCCUACGGACGCUGCAGAAGGCACUGACCCGGGGGUUCCAGGACCGAGGGAUAUUCGAGGUCAAGGAGAGGUUGAUCCGGCAACUCGUGGGCACUCCCAUCGUGGUUCAACAGCUGACUGGCGUGGAUAAAGAGGUGGCUUUGUUUGGGUACGAGCAAGCACUGAAGACAAUCUAUAUGGCCGGUGGCGUUCUGGCUAUUUUCAUGUUACUCGUUCAAGCUGGGACUGGUUGGACCGCACCGGAGGUUGUCAAGGACGAGGAAGAUGCUGUCGAUGGGUCGGAGGGCAUCGAACGUACUAUUUCGAGGGAGCCAGUUGCGUCGUAG